Messenger RNA from Phlebotomus argentipes, 2234 nucleotides. RefSeq names its product hexamerin-1.1-like. NCBI's taxonomy places the organism in Eukaryota, Metazoa, Arthropoda, Insecta, Diptera, Psychodidae. The coding region runs from base 1 to 2130 and encodes 709 amino acids. The record is from RefSeq and is a predicted model, not a curated record. The transcript has a single exon.
AUGAGAUCCAUCACAAUUUUUGUGCUGGCCUGCGCCACGCUGGCCAUGGGCUACGUCGUGCCCGGACCCACGGUAAAGUACGCCGACAAGGACUUCCUGUACAAGCAGAAGGCUCUCUUCGAGGUGCUCCAGCAUGUCCAUCAGCACGAGAUUCACACAAAACUCUGGGAUGAGGCCAAGGCUUUCAAAUUCGAGGACUACUUUGAUCACUACACCAACGUGACGGCCGUGAAGGAAUUCUACACCUACUACAAGUACGGACUGCUUCCCUUCGAUGAAGUAUUCUCUGUGCUUGAGGACACACACAGAUACCAGGUCAUCAGCCUGUUCAACGUCUUCUACUACGCCAAGGACUGGGACACGUUCUACAAGUCGAUGGUCUGGGCCCGAUUCCACGUGAACGAGGGCAUGUUUGUGUACGCCUUGACUGCUGCCGUCCUCCACCGCCCCGACUUUGCCGGACUCGAGCUGCCCGCGCCCUAUGAGAUCUACCCCUACUACUUCUUCAACAGCGAGGUGAUCCAGCUGGCGCAGCAGUACAAGAUGCAGGGCUUCUAUGGCAUGAAGAAGGUCGAGGAUGUGUACACUGUGAUCAUCCCAUCCAACUACACCGGCUGGUAUGUGCACACCACUCCUGACCAGAAGGUGUCCUACUUCACGGAGGACAUUGGUCUGAACGCCUACCACUACUACUACCACAUGGACUACCCCUUCUGGAUGGGCGGCAAGGAGUUCAACCUGUACAAGGACCGUCGCGGUGAAUACUACCUCUUCUUCUAUCAGCAAAUCCUCGCCCGCUACUACCUGGAGCGUCUCUCCAACGACCUCGGCCACAUCCCCGAGUUCAGCUGGUAUGAACCCGUGUACACUGGCUACUACCCCAACCUCCGCUACUACAACGGCGUCUACUUCCCAUCCCGUCCCAACUACUACAACUUCUACACUGAGGAGUUCUACUACGAUGUGGACACACUCUGGACAUAUGAGCAGCGCAUCCGCGAUGCCAUCGACCUUGGCUUCAUCUAUCUACCUGACGGAACCCACGUUGACCUCACGAAACCCGAAUCCAUUGAGUACCUCGGCAAUCUGAUCCAGUCCAAUCCUGACUCUGUGAACAACCGCUACUACAAGUACAUCGUGCGCUUCGCCAAGAUCCUCCUCGGCAACACCGUUGACUACUUCGGCAACUACGAUGUCGUGCCCAGCGUGCUUGAGCACUACGAAACCGCCAUGCGUGACCCACUCUUCUACCAGCUGUACAAGAAAAUCAUCAAGUUCUACUGGCAGUUCAAGGACAAGCUCCCAUCCUACACCACUGAGGAGAUCUACUUCCCCGGAGUGAAGAUCGAGACUGUUGAGAUCGACAAACUGGUGACCUACUUCGACAAGUUCGAUGCUGACAUCACCAAUGCCGUCGAUGUUGAGGUGUACGAUGAGAAACUCCCAGAGUCGCAGCUGAAGAAGUUCGGCAAGAUCGCCCACUACCAGGGUGAGGACUUCGUGAUCAAGGCCCGCCAGACUCGCCUCAACCACCUGCCCUUCACCGUCAAGCUCACCGUGCAGUCCGAGAAGGCCGUGAAGUCGGUCGUGCGCGUCUACCUUGGCCCCAAGGUCGAUGAGUACGGUGUGGUGUACGAUGUGAAUGAGAACCGCGAGAACUUCGUGCUCCUGGAUGUCUUCCCCUACGAUCUGGUGGUCGGCAAGAACGUCAUCGUGCGUGACUCCAUCUACUUCAGCCAGUUCGUGAAGGACCGCACCACAUACUUCGAGCUGUACAAGUGGGUGAUGACCUCCUUCAGUGGCGAGAACAAAUUCCCUCUGGACAUGACUGAGGCCCACAAUGGCUUCCCCAGCCGCCUGCUGCUGCCCAAGGGCAAGAAGGGUGGCUAUCCCUUCCAGUUCUACUUCAUCGUCACGCCCUACUACGCCCCCAAGGUGCCCCAGUACACCGGCUACGACCACUACAUCACCGCUGGCGUUGGCUCUGGCGCCCGCUACGUGGACUCGCUGCCAUUCGGCUAUCCCUUCGACAGGAAAAUCGACGAGCACGUGUGGUACACACCAAACAUGUAUUACCAGGAUGUCUACAUUUUCCACAAGAAGGAGGCCGAUGUCAACACCGUCUACUAAACGCGCUCAGCUUUACCAACACCACAACAUCAUUACAAGAGAAGCAUAAAUGAAAAAAAAACCCCAAAAAAAAGUCUCAAUUAGUGAAAAAUGAAUUAGAAGUG